GCUCCUUCUCAAACUUGUAGUUUUAUCUUUAUAUUCAAGUACGUUUGAAUGAGAAUAUCCAGGUGUCGGUUUUGUUCUAAGAAAAUAUCAGCAAAAUACAUUCUUCAGAGAGAAAACUUAAUGUAAUGUUUUGAUAGAAUAGUGUACGAACGGGAUAAUUAUUUGUUCUAAAAGAUUAAGCAUUGGUGAAUUUUAUGUUGUUUUGAAAUUGAAUUGAGGGAGGAAAAUCGUUCAUGCAAGUUUUAAGAACGUUUGAUAGCAAAAAGGACAUCUUUACUUCUUUUCCAUAGUUAUACAUGACCAUGCAGUUGUUUGGAAUAGUAAAAGUUCUUCUUUUCAGUGUUCUUGUUAUUCAUUUGACGAGUUCAACAAAGGAAUUUGAUCGUCUAAAGUCAAUGGUCAAACAUUUAGAAAAUAGACUUAAUACCGAAGGUGAGUUCAGAGACGAAGAUAUUGCUGAAAUUACAAAUCGACUGGAUGGCAUCGAUAAAGUGUUAAAUGCUACCGUCGGGAAAAGACAGUCCGUUCCUUUAGUAACCACAAAAGCUAGUAAGAUUGAUUUUGAAACAGUGGAUACAUUGAAAGAGGAUUUCACGAGACUCAGGACUGCCUUCACCGAGGAAAAGUCUGAGGCUGUAAGGUUCCGACGGGAAAUUCCAAAGAUUGAAAAUAAUUUGAUAUCCCUUAACGAAGAUGUUGAAAGUUAUUGCAAAGUCGCUGUAAAUAAUACUGAUCAAUUAUUAACCAACUUUGAGACGGUCAAACAUGUGUCUGAAGACAAUUUAAAAACGUCUGAAAAUGAACGUAAAAUGUUACAAAGUAUAGCUGAACAGGUUCAGCAAAACCAGCAAAACACUAAACAAAUUGAAAACAUUGAAACUCUAAUAACUAAUUUAUAUUCGAAAAUGGAGUAUUUAUUCUAUCCUACAUCCUGUCGUUCGUUAACAGCUAUGGGCAAAGCAGGUAAUGGAGUAAAACAAUUACGACAAGGUUUUGAAGUUUACUGUGACCAAACAACAGACGGCGGGGGCUGGAUAGUAUUUCAAAGAAGACUGAAUGGCAAAACAGAUUUUUAUCGUAACUGGGCUGAAUAUAAAAAAGGCUUUGGUGAUCUAAAUGGUGAGUUCUGGCUUGGUAAUGAACAUUUGAGUCUACUGACAUCAGAUGGAGAACAUGACCUUCGAAUAGAGAUUGAAGAUUUUGAGGGAAACAGUGCCUAUGCUAAGUACAGUAAGUUCAAGAUAUAUCCGGAAGAAAACAAUUACAAACUGGAGGUUAGUGGAUACAGUGGAACUGCUGGAGAUUCUCUAGAAUAUCAUAAUGGAAUGAUGUUCUCAACGUAUGAUAGAGAUCAUGAUACACGCUCGACCAAUUGUGCGGAAAAGCAUCAUGGUGCAUGGUGGUAUAAGGGUUGCUACUUUUCCAAUCUCAAUGGACAGUAUUAUUACCAGUCUGGCAAAUCAGAUACUACUGGAAUUAUCUGGUUUCAUUGGAAGAAUACUCGUUACAGUUUGAAAAAAGUAGAAAUGAAAUUCCGUUAACUUGUUUAACUAGGAUAUUGAUUAUCAUCCUUUAUAAAACUGAUAAAAUAAUAAUUGUUGUUUUGCGUUAUUUAAACUUUACAGAAACUUGGACGACGAUAGCUGAUGAAGGAAUAGACACUGAACAAAAUGUAAAAUGUUUACGAAGUUCUGUACAUAUAUCACUCGGUUAACAUUGACCGUAAUUACAUUGACAGAACAUGGAAUGGAUCAAACUCACAAAAUUGUCCAAAACAGAAUAAAAUGAAUACUUAGGAAAAAUGUUUAGCGGUCACGUAGUACAAUCAAAAGUAAUUGGACAUAGAGUUUAUUAAAUAUUAAAGAAAAAAAAUUCUAUACGUACAGAUCAAUAUGUCGCUAUGAAAAGGCAAUGUUUACCGUUGAUAUCAAUAACCAAAUUAUAUCUGACAAGCAUUUUAUUAUAUUUACCGCCUUAUCAAAUUCAAAAAUGCCCACUUUGAUCCAAUCCCGUUUGUGGUCUUAAUAGAGAGGUUUUAUUAUAUACGACCUUUCAUAAUAACGACUUAUCAUCAAUGAUAAGAACAAAGAAAUUGCAAAUUAUAAAAAAAUCUUUUAACAAUGUUAAAUCACGA
Ruditapes philippinarum (Manila clam) is the source of this 2134-nucleotide messenger RNA. Its product is annotated as fibrinogen C domain-containing protein 1-like. The record is from RefSeq and is a predicted model, not a curated record. The transcript has a single exon. Bases 297 to 1541 code for a protein of 414 amino acids. Lineage: Eukaryota; Metazoa; Mollusca; Bivalvia; Venerida; Veneridae.